Messenger RNA from Talaromyces rugulosus, 1641 nucleotides. RefSeq lists its product as uncharacterized. Gene Ontology annotation, molecular function: carbohydrate:proton symporter activity. The record is from RefSeq and is a predicted model, not a curated record. NCBI's taxonomy places the organism in Eukaryota, Fungi, Ascomycota, Eurotiomycetes, Eurotiales, Trichocomaceae. Bases 1 to 1641 code for a protein of 546 amino acids. The transcript has a single exon. Gene Ontology annotation, biological process: transmembrane transport; carbohydrate transport. Gene Ontology annotation, cellular component: membrane.
AUGGCAGGAAACAAUGAUGCCCGCAGCCAGGUUGAUAUUGACAAUAGCGUGUUGCACACGCUCGUCCAGUCAAAUCCCAAGAUAGCAGUGCUCCAAAGCGAGGCCAAAGUCGCUACCGAAGCCGAGCAUGGCAUGACUGUGCGCGACGCGGUCAAGCGAUACCCCAAAGCCGUUGCAUGGUCUAUACUGUUCUCCACGGCCAUCAUAAUGGAAGGAUACGAUAUCGUCCUGGUGUCGGCAUUCUUCGCUUACCCAUCCUUUCAGAAAAAGUUCGGAGAAUCGGUGGAUAACGGCGCUACUUACCAGGUUCCGGCGCCAUGGCAGUCAGGGCUUUCCAAUGGAGCGCGAGUCGGCGAGAUCAUAGGGUUAUUUAUCAAUGGUAUUCUCGCAGAGACAUUUGGAAUGAAGCGGACUAUGAUUGGUACUUUGGUCCUACUCUGUGGUCUGAUUUUCAUUUCAUUCUUUGCCCAAAAUAUCCAAACACUGCUUGCUGCGGAAAUUCUUAUGGGCAUACCCUGGGGUGUCUUUCAGACACUGACGACCUCUUACGCUGCUGAGGUGUGUCCAGUUGCUCUGAGAGGGUAUCUCACAACCUAUGUCAAUAUGAUGUGGGGAGUAGGACAGCUGCUUGCGACUGGAGUCCUUCGUGCUCUUUUGUCACGUACCGAUGAGUGGUCGUACAGAAUCCCGUUUGCAUUACAAUGGAUAUGGCCUGUACCACUCAUUGUCGGGAUCGUCUUCGCGCCCGAAUCUCCAUGGUGGCUUGUUCGUAAGGAACGUUUUGAAGAGGCAAGGAAAUCUCUGAGGAGGCUCACUUCUGCCGCAUCAGAUAAUGAGCUUGAUAAUACGAUUUCAAUGUUGAGACAUAGUGACGCAAUCGAGAAAGAGCUAUCGGCGGGGACCUCGUAUGUGGAUUGUUUCAAAGGAACUAAUCUUCGGCGCACCGAGAUUGCUUGUAUUGCAUGGGUUAUUCAAGCAGCAUCUGGGGCAUCGCUCAUGGGUUAUUCGGCUUACUUCUUCGAGCAAGCCGGAUUGCCGACUACCAUUGCCUUUGAUUUUUCCAUGGCUCUCUAUUCCAUUGCUAUCGUUGGCGUUUUCAUCUCUUGGUGGGUUAUGACUUACCUUGGCCGACGGACCAUCUACAUAGGCGGUCUUAGCAUGCUGUUUCUCGUGCUUAUGGGGGUUGGCUUUUCCAGCCUUGCACACAACACUAGCGCAAACUAUGCCACAGGUAUUCUGUUAUUAGUUUUCACGCUCUUCUACGAUAUCACCAUUGGAACUGUUUGUUACUCUAUUGUGGCAGAGAUUCCAUCCAGCCGGCUACGCACGAAAACUAUUGUUCUGGCCCGCAUUGCGUACAAUAUCCAGGGUACAAUUAAUGGAGUCAUUACUCCAGACAUGAUUAAUCCAACAUAUUGGAACUGGAAAGGCAAGGCGGGAUUCUUCUGGGCCGGACUGUGUUUUAUAUGUUUUGUUUGGAGUUAUUUUCGACUACCUGAACCCAGGGGACGAACAUAUGCUGAGUUGGACAUUUUGUUUGAGCAGAAAGUGUCUGCGCGAAAAUUUGGUUCCACCGCUUUGGAUAUAUUCGAUAAUGUACCAGAUUCUUUCGAGGAAAAGCGGAUAGAGGAAGCAAUUUAA